Molecule: messenger RNA, 1132 nt
Organism: Helianthus annuus (common sunflower)
Lineage: Eukaryota; Viridiplantae; Streptophyta; Magnoliopsida; Asterales; Asteraceae
Product: OVARIAN TUMOR DOMAIN-containing deubiquitinating enzyme 4
Exons: 6
Coding region: 180-1031 (283 amino acids)
Biological process (GO): protein deubiquitination; endoplasmic reticulum unfolded protein response
Cellular component (GO): cytosol; nucleus
Molecular function (GO): cysteine-type deubiquitinase activity
Source: RefSeq, a predicted model, not a curated record
CGUUGCCAAACAUGCCCUAAAUAAAAGAAGCUUCUAGAGGGUUCUAGCAAAGAUGAGAUACAUCCCAAUCUCCAUUAACGUUUCCGAUACUGUAAACUUUCAAUUCUUCUUCGAACUCUUCAACGUUCAACAGUGAUCCAAGUGUCAUUACCUACAAUAAAACCCGGAUUCAUUACACCAUGAUUGCUUGUUCUCCCAUUAAAACCUGCGUAAAGCACAUGAUCGGUCCAAGCAGGCCCCACCAAAAGCUGAUACCUCAAUCUUUACCAUAUGCAUAUCUCUCCCUUGGUUUUGCCAAACCAAAUUACGCUACAAAAAUAACCACCGGUCAGUCAUUGACCAUCAAAAGUGGUAUGCAUUUAGUUGGGCUCCACAAUAUGAAUAUGAGGUCUUUAAUCCCCAAACAAAGGAUUAUUUCAAGAAAGAAAUGGAGUUUGGUAUCCGGAUCAUGGAUGCAAGGAUGUACCUCGGCGGGUCUUGUUAUCGGAUUAUUUGUUUGUAACUCAAGUACUGAAGUUGAACCUGUACACGCUGAAGUCAAAGAGAAUAAUAAACAAUCACAUGGAAAGCAAGUUUACAUUGACUAUUCAGUUAUAGGGAUACCUGGGGAUGGAAGAUGUUUGUUUCGUGCUGUUGCUCAUGGAGCUUGUGUAAGAUCGGGGAAACCUGCUCCUAAUGAGAGUCUCCAAAGAGAGUUAGCUGAUGAAUUACGUGCUAGAGUAGCGGAUGAAUUUGUUAGAAGACGAAAAGAGACAGAAUGGUUUAUUGAAGGUGACUUCGAUUCAUAUGUGUCAAAAAUAAGGAAGACACAUGUAUGGGGAGGUGAACCUGAAUUGCUCAUGGCUUCUCAUGUUCUCAAGAUGCCAAUAUCUGUUUACAUGAAUGAUGAAGGUUCAGGUGGCCUUAUAUGUAUUGCUGAAUACGGUCAUGAAUACGGGAAAGAAAAUCCUAUUAACGUCUUGUAUGACGGGUUUGGUCACUACGAUGCUCUACAUGUUCCUAAUAAAAACGGUUCCCGGUCUAGACUAUAGAAAUUAAACUGCAAGUUUUGUUAUUACUAAAUUGUUGUAUUAACCUUUACAGAAAAUAAAUGAAAAAUAAAAUAGCAGGUUACGACUGAUCUAUUUUGCCC